UCUUUUCUCAAAUCCCGAGUAGUUAAACAAAAUAGUGUCAAAGUACCCCAUCAGCACAAUCUCCAUCUCCAACACAGCCAGCCAGCGAUUGCCAGACCAUACUACGUGAAUUUCUUAAACUCUGUUUGGGUGAGUGAAAGUAAAGUAUUUUCAACUUUUGAUAACUGCCACGAGAUUCUUGUGUCUCUCUCUUCCCCUUUUUAGCUUUUCCAGAUUUUUGUUACUAAAACAAACUUCCUUUUUCCUCUUUCCUGACUACUAACAUCUGCCACACUCUUUUGUCCCAUUCUUGCCAUUUUUUUCUGUACAACAACUGAGAUCCCCCACCCCACCCCCACAACCCAAUUAAAGCAAAUCUUGUAUGUACCCACAUUUCAAUUUUCAAAAUUUGAGUCUUUUUUGUAUGUCAUUUUGAAGCAAGAAAGGAGAAAGGAGAUGAAGGUUUUCAUUUUGCUUAUACCCAUUUGGGUUUUUGUUACUCCUGUGUUGUCGGCUCCUGUUGAUGUUACUCCACAACCUCCUAAUGCCGAUCCAGCUCUUCCUACUGAGAAAGGACCCAUCUUUCAAGUUUAUUCUGAUAAGGAUGCUCCUUCUCCUGGAGUUGCAGAGUUAAAAGUGGUUCACCGCCAGGAUCUAAAUAAGAAAAUCUUGAUUUCACUUAUUGUUGCUUCAACCCUCCUUGCUGGAAUUCUGUUAUUUUCAUGUUGCUUCUGGAUAUACAGACUGAAAACGCUGAAGAAAUCGACUGAACAAGGCCAUCAGAAAGCAGAGCCUGUGAAGGGGCUUUCAUGGGGUCCUAUAAUGGCCAAGUUCCCUUCAUUAAAAGCUGUGGGUAGGAAAGGACUAGUUGAUGUCAUCGAGUACCAGUUGUUAGUAGCUGCAACUGACAAUUUCAAUGAAAAGAAUGCUAUAGGAGAAGGUAGAGUAGGAUAUGUUUAUAAAGCUCAAUUCAACGACAACGUCCAGGCAGCUGUUAAAAGAAUUCGCGGCGGGGAACAGGAUGCUGAGAAAGAAUUUGAGAAUGAGGUGGACUUGUUGAGUAAAUUUCAGCAUCAAAAUGUUAUUUCGCUGCUUGGGUACUGCAUUCAUAACAAUGCACAAUUCCUGGUGUAUGAAAUGAUGCAGAAUGGAUCUUUGGAAUUCCAAUUGCAUGGACCUCCUCGUGGAUCAGCUUUGAGUUGGCAUCUUCGCAUGAAAAUUGCAUUGGAUGUGGCUAGGGGACUAGAAUACCUCCAUGAGCGCUGUAAUCCCCCUGUAAUCCAUAGAGAUCUCAAAUCAUCUAAUGUUCUGCUGGAUUCCAACUUCAGUGCAAAGCUUUCUGAUUUUGGCCUUGCUAUUGCUGGAUGGAACUUGACCAAGAGCAACGUAAAACUUUCAGGAACUCUGGGUUAUGUGGCUCCAGAGUACCUCUUAGAUGGGAAAUUAACUGAUAAGAGUGACGUCUAUGCUUUCGGCAUUAUACUUCUGGAGCUUUUGCUGGGAAGAAGACCAGUGGAGAGGCUAGAGGGAGGUCAAUGCCAAUCUAUAGUCACAUGGGCGAUGCCACAACUUACUGACAGGUCAAAGCUCCCUAAUAUAGUCGAUCCUGUCAUCAGAGACGGAAUGGACCUCAAACACUUAUAUCAAGUUGCUGCUGUAGCCGUGCUAUGUGUACAACCAGAACCAAGUUACCGACCACUGAUAACAGAUGUUCUGCACUCCUUCAUUCCUCUUGUACCAAUUGACCUUGGUGGGACCUUGAGAAUUGCGGAUUCUGCAGUAUCUAUUAGCACAUAACAAUAUUGAAUUGCUUCAUUCAAAGUUAACUAUGGGCACAGAAGCUGGUAAUGGAAUGAACAACUUGACCUUUCCACUUCUUUUUUUGUAUCUUUGGUUUGUUAUUUGUCGAAUGCAAUUUUUGCUAUGAAGUAAGAGUAGGACCACUUACCAAAAGAAAAUUUAUGCUGUGUGUAUAUAAUUGUAAAUUUGAGGCAGCAAAAGCUCUGAUUUCACUUCAUGUUUUCUCAAGUUUUUGGCCUUUCAUGGUUGUUCUAUGUAUUAGAGAAAUUAAUAUGCUUCUACUGUAAAGAAUGACCUACGAAAUAUUCCAGUAUUUUUCUGCAUACAAAA
Capsicum annuum is the source of this 2109-nucleotide messenger RNA. Its product is annotated as probable receptor-like protein kinase At1g80640. Lineage: Eukaryota; Viridiplantae; Streptophyta; Magnoliopsida; Solanales; Solanaceae. Bases 436 to 1776 code for a protein of 446 amino acids. Gene Ontology annotation, biological process: protein phosphorylation. The record is from RefSeq and is a predicted model, not a curated record. The transcript is spliced from 10 exons. Gene Ontology annotation, molecular function: ATP binding; protein kinase activity.